Molecule: messenger RNA, 1459 nt
Organism: Zophobas morio
Lineage: Eukaryota; Metazoa; Arthropoda; Insecta; Coleoptera; Tenebrionidae
Gene: Wdfy2
Product: WD repeat and FYVE domain-containing protein 2
Exons: 5
Coding region: 82-1302 (406 amino acids)
Cellular component (GO): early endosome
Molecular function (GO): metal ion binding; protein binding
Source: RefSeq, a predicted model, not a curated record
GGUUGGCACUGCUAACCCAUUGCCAUUGUCAAAGAAAUGUCAAAAAAAUCGCCAUAAAUAUCAAACGAAAAACAUUAAAAAAUGGCAGCGGAAAUAAAACCAGCGACACAAGCAAACGACAAAUUUUGUACAACGAAAAAACCGGCGCUCCUCGCAAAAUUAGAAGGUUGUAGCGACGAAAUUAACGCUGCUGUUCUAAUCCCAGGGGAAGAUGGGGUUAUAAGUGUGUCAGACGACAAAACUGUCCGAGUAUGGUUAAAACGAGAUUCGGGUCAGUACUGGCCCAGCAUUUGUCAAUACAUGCCAAGCGGAGCAACUUCGAUAUUCUACACAGUGGAAACGCGCCAGCUUUUCAUAGGACAGGAAAACGGAACCGUAUCGGAGUUCUCACUGGCGUCAGACUUCAACCGAAUGAUGCCUGUCAGGGAGUAUUUAGCACAUCAGGCUAGAGUCACAGAAAUCAUUUUUGCUAUAAAUUGUGAAUGGGUUUUGAGCGUCAGCAGAGACAAGGUCUUUUCCUACAAUUGCACACAAACUGGCCGAAACAUCGGGAUCUACACGGCUGAAGCUUGGUGCACUUCCUUGCAAUUUGAUGCACAAACCAAACAUGCUUUCGUAGGAGAUUACUCAGGGCAGAUCACGAUGUUGAAGUUGGAUAAUUCAGGACCAAGCGUCAUCACAACCUUAAAAGGCCACUCGGGCUCUGUGCGUUCACUCGCCUGGGAUGCCGAAAGACAAAUGCUUUUUAGCGGCUCCUACGACCAAACUGUGAUUGUUUGGGAUAUAGGAGGCCAGCAAGGCAACGCGUACGAGCUUCAAGGGCAUCACAACAAAGUCUCAUCUCUGUGCUAUUUAAACAGCACAAAACAACUCGUCAGCGCCGGCGAAGACGGCGUCCUAGUUUUUUGGGACAUGAACCAAUCACGACAAGAAACACCAGAAUGGAUUGAGUCAGAUUUGUGUCAGUUGUGCGGAAGGCCCUUCUUCUGGAAUUUGCGUGCUAUGAUGGAUCAAAGACAGUUAGGUCUGCGCCAGCAUCAUUGUAGACACUGUGGGAAAGCCGUCUGUGAGAAAUGCUCCACAGGCAGGCUUACAAUACCGGUGAUGGGUUUCGAGUUUGCGGUGCGAGUCUGUGAUCCUUGUCAUGUACAAUUGAGAGACAAAGAGAGACCGUCGUUAGCCACAUUCCAUGACGCUAAACAUAGUGUCACAGCCAUGGGAAUUGAUGAAACUCGCAAAAAACUGGUGACGGUAGGUCAGGACCGGUUAAUUAAGAUUUGGGAUAUUUCUGCUCUGCUUUGAAUCUGACUGCUGAUCUAACUACUACAGGAAUGUGAUUCAACACUUUAUUAAUGUGCUAUGAUUUACUAUUAUGUAAAAUUUAAGAUUAUUAAUUCAUGUUAUAUUUAUAACUGUAUAAGUUCUAUUGAAAACAAUAAAUAUAUUAUAAUCUGUUUGA